GCCGUUCUCGCCAGGGAAACGGGGAAGAGCAACACAAGCGGUGGGAUCUUUGAGCUGACAGGGAUCGAGGUAGCACCGUACACCGUACACCGACACCCUGGCAGUUCUGGAUCCAGAAUGCCCGUGAAAUUCAAGGGUUUAAGUGAAUACAAACGUAACUUCAGUUGGAACGAAUCCAAGAGAUCACGCUCUAGUAGUCCUGUUUCUAAGCAGAAAAUACCAUGGGCAGGUCUCCCUUCAGAACUGCUUGGAAAUACUAGGGAACCAAACUUCACCUCAAAGAAACGAGUGCCAUAUUAUAGUCCUCAAGUUUCACAAUCUUUUCAUUGGAAUGGGAGUAGUAAUUCAAGAAGUACAUUUCAUAAAACAAUACCAAAUGUGAAAUUGCAAUCUUCUGAAUUCAAUGGACAAGCAAUUGAGAAGAGUCAAGAGAACCAGAAAGAACGUGAAACACCUGAUGACGCUCGAAAGCCUAAAGUUCCAAGAUCACGGUCUGCAGACUGCCAUUUGCACUCAGUAUCUGAGCCAGUUGUUGUCAAAGAUAAGGAAUUGGCUGUAGAGGUACACAAAGCAAAGGACAACAAUAUAUCUUGUAAGAAGGAAGUUGCAGAUAAAGCGGUUGGUAAUGAUGUUAGCUAUGCACUCCUUAAAAAGUCAGGAUUGAAGUCUGCACCACGGAGGAGUUUAGGGAGAAGCUCUGAGUACCAACGGCAAUUUGCUUGGAAAAAUCAAAUACCUAGUUCUCCAUUACUGGCUGCAGAACAGAUUAUUUACACCAAAAAUCCGGAUAUUCCUCCACUUCAAAAGGGUAAGAUGACCACCGAAACAGAAUAUUCAAGUCAGUUUAAAGGUAUGCAACCACCUAAAGGACCACGCUUGCGUAAAGAUUUUGAAGAAGAAGCUUUAGCAUUCGAACUGGGAAGCCUUUCUCCACGGAAGUUGACAGGGUCCACUUCUAGAGAACAGAGUCAAGAAACAGAGACACAGGGCAAACAGUUUCAAAAUGAACAGAAAUCACAAAAACCUGUUUACUCAUACAAAGGACUUAGAAAUGUUAAGUCUGAAUACAAGACUAAUUUUCGAUCUCCUGUCCAGUAUGAAUAUAGAUCUAAUGGGGAAACUAAUACUAACCUAAUUUCCCCUUGGUAUGCAGAGGUGAAGGAGCUUAGAGAGAGAGCUGAAGCAUAUAAGAGGAGAGCACUUGGUACUCACUUCUCCCGGGAUCACCUCACCCAAAUUCUUUCUGAACAAAAUAAGCUAUGGGAUGUGUCCUCAACAUCUGAUACCGAAGAAUCAGUCAGUGAUUGUAUCAAAGCUCUGGACCUUGCAAGGGCCAGAGAAAGACCUAACAUUUCCAGCAUUCAAAAAAAUCAGAGCUCUACAGAACAAAGUGCUAUAUUAUCACCACGGGCAACUAAAAACUACAGUGAAACAGUGCAGAAUGGUAUUUCAGAUGUUCCUACUCUACCAGUCAGCAGAAAAUUGGCAUGGAGUGAUGAGGACGAUAAGCCACACGAAACAGAACUAAGAGAAGGUGACCAAGACCAAAAUUGUGAAAGUAAGGAGAUGGUUGAGGGAAAUGCAGAAGUGGAAGCAGUUGUGGAAAGAGAAACAGUCCCUGUAAAUGGACAGGAUGUGGUAACAGGAAAUUCAGACUCAAGUGGACAGUCUGAAUUUGGAUCUGAUGCAGGUGGGCGACUGCCUACUCCAAAGCUGAAGGCAACUGGUGGAGUCCAACGAACUCAUCAUGAUCUGACCACACCAGCCAUUGGAGGUGCUGUUUUGGUUGCUCCUCGCCAAGUCAGAUCACCAUCACCCCAUCGUAGGAAAAGUCAGCCUCCAUUGGGAAAAUCAUAUUCACAUUAUAAACAUAUUUCAGAAGCAUCAGACAUGAAAAAGACUGAAUUGCUACGACAUUCUCCAGCAGCUGGUGUUUUGACGCGUGAUCCUAUCCCUUUGAGGGAAGAAUGCAUGCCUGCAGAUUACAGAACUCCUUUCUUUGCAAAGACCGCGUCUUCUGUUAAAACAUCAUUAAAGCCUCAUCUUCCUUUUGAUCAAAACUCUGCUUCACUUACUCCUUCGCUGUCUAGAACCUUCCCUUAUCAGAUACAAGGAACACUUAGACAUCCAGAGUUCCAGCAUAACGGUAAUACUGGAGGACCACGGGCCAGCCUGCUGAGGUUACAAGCAACAGAUCCAGAUGCUGCAGAUAAUGAGGAUGAUCGAAUGUCACAAAUAUCUGCACGGUCAGCAGCGUCCAGUUCACUCGCCUCUCAAGUCCUUGAGCGUGCUCAAAAAAGGAGAGACAAUUUCUGGGGCAAGAGCCUAUGAACCUUUAGAUAGUGGUUCUUAUCUAGAAGGAUGUGUGGGUUUUGGUAAGGUGUAAGAAUUUUUUAGUCUGAAAACUAUAUCCUGUUCAGAUUUGAAUUUUAAUUUUUACUUUGUGCAUAAUAAAUCUUGCACUUCACUCUCAUUUUGUUAUUUUUUUAAAAAAAUGUUUUAUUUAUAGUGUUCUGUGUGUAGAUGCUGAGGACUAAAAUUCAGGUGUUGAUGGUUGCUAAAAUUUCACAAUAAAAAAGACACAUUGAAUUAAUUUCAAUUACACAGAUACGGUAAAACAUUACCUUUUAAUGUCUGUAAAAAUAGAA
This is a messenger RNA of Mobula hypostoma (lesser devil ray), 2648 nucleotides long. RefSeq names its product Mdm1 nuclear protein (gene saxo6). The record is from RefSeq and is a predicted model, not a curated record. Bases 118 to 2331 code for a protein of 737 amino acids. The transcript is spliced from 15 exons. Gene Ontology annotation, biological process: negative regulation of centriole replication. Gene Ontology annotation, molecular function: microtubule binding. NCBI's taxonomy places the organism in Eukaryota, Metazoa, Chordata, Chondrichthyes, Myliobatiformes, Myliobatidae.